CGGCCUCACCGCUCCUACCCGCCGCCAUGUGCGCCGCCGAGGUGGACCAUCACGUAGCCCAGCGAUACAUGAUCAAGCGGCGGCUCGGGAAGGGGGCCUACGGCAUUGUGUGGAAGGCAGUGGAUCGGAGGACCGGGGAGGUUGUGGCCAUCAAGAAAAUCUUUGACGCCUUUAGGGAUAAGACGGAUGCCCAGAGAACGUUCCGGGAAAUCAUGCUGCUCCAGGAACUUGGGGACCAUCCCAACAUCAUCCGGCUCCUGGAUGUGAUCCGGGCGGAGAAUGACAGGGACAUUUACCUGGUGUUCGAGUCUAUGGAUACUGACCUGCACGCAGUCAUCUGCAAGGGCAGACUACUGAAGGACGUUCACAAGCGCUACAUCUUCUACCAGCUGCUGCGGGCCACCAAGUUUAUCCACUCCGGAUGCGUCAUCCACCGGGAUCAGAAGCCGUCCAACGUUCUCCUGGAUGCCAGCUGCCUGGUGAAGCUCUGUGACUUUGGCCUGGCCCGCUCUCUCAGCGACCUCCCUGAGGGGCCUGAGGGCCAGGCCCUGACAGAGUACGUGGCCACACGCUGGUACCGGGCUCCUGAGGUGCUGCUGUCCUCGAGCUGGUACACCCCUGGGGUGGACAUGUGGAGCCUGGGCUGCAUCCUGGGUGAGAUGUUGCGGGGAAAGCCCCUGUUCCCCGGCACAUCCACGCUUCACCAGCUGGAGCUGAUCCUCAACACCAUCCCGCCACCAUCUGAGGAGGACCUCCUGGCUCUCAGCUCAGGCCACAGUGCCUGGAUUCUGCACCACCUGGGGUCCCGCCCGCGGCAGACACUGGACACCCUCCUGCCCGCCAACACGCCCCCCGAAGCCCUGGACCUCCUCAGGCGACUCCUGGUGUUUGCCCCAGACAAACGGCUCAGCGCAGCCCAGGCGCUGCAGCACCCGUAUGUGCAGAGGUUCCACUGCCCGGCCCAUGAGUGGACACUAGAGGCAGAUGUGCGGCUGCCCGUGCACGAAGGAGUCCAGCUCACAGCCCCUGAGUAUCGCAACCGCCUCUAUCAGAUGAUCCUGGAGCGCAGGGGAAACUGCCGCAUCCCGAGAGAGAAGCGACUGGGAGAUGGCCCUCUGGGGGCAGAGCCCAGCGCCCCGUGGCCCCAGGUGCACCCCCUCAAACCCAGAGCCGCCCCCCUGUUGCCCUCGGGCUGGACUGCGCAGGACCCUGGACACAGGCCUCAGAAUAGCCCCGAUCACGCCCCUGCGCAUGAUACCCCUGGCAGAGCCAAGAACGUUCCCAGGCAGAAUUCGGCCCACCUGCUCCAGCCUCCGCCCCCAAAAGGACCGGGGAGAGGGGAAAGGGCCCCUGGGGCGACGGCAGAGUCCCCCUCGGCACCCUCGUGGGCGAAGCCCAGCGUGCUGGGGGCGGCGCCCUCCCUGACCUCGCAGGCCGCCGCCCAAGUGGCCAUCCAAGCCCUGCUCCGGAACGGCCGGGACCCGGGCCGUGGGGCGAGGGCGGCCGGCGCGCGACCGGUGCCUCUCCAGCGUCCCCGGGAGGUCAGGCCCGGCCGGAGAAUGUUCAGCGCCUCUGCCUCUCAGGGGAUCCAGGCGGCCGCUAGAGCCGCGCUCGGGGGCUACUCCCAAGCCUACGGUACCGUUUGCCACUCUGCGCUGGGCCACCUGCCCCUGCUCUCGGGACCCCGCGCAUGACCCGCGCUUGCCGCCGCCCUCCCGGCUCCGCUCUGCGGGGCAUCUGCGCCAGCCGCUCAGACCUGCGCCCCACCCCCGCCACCGGAUUGCCCCCA
This is a messenger RNA of Hipposideros armiger (great roundleaf bat), 1789 nucleotides long. RefSeq names its product mitogen-activated protein kinase 15 (gene MAPK15). Bases 27 to 1694 code for a protein of 555 amino acids. The transcript is spliced from 14 exons. NCBI's taxonomy places the organism in Eukaryota, Metazoa, Chordata, Mammalia, Chiroptera, Hipposideridae. Gene Ontology annotation, biological process: protein phosphorylation. The record is from RefSeq and is a predicted model, not a curated record. Gene Ontology annotation, molecular function: ATP binding; MAP kinase activity.